UUAAUUUAGUUAGGAAAAGUCUACCCACCAUUAGUUUGAUAGUUUAAAGAUAACAAGUAUAUAUAAUAAGUCAAGAUGUGGCCAGCAUCGCAGUAUUCUCACACCAACAAUGCCUCAAGUGCAUCAAAAAUCAACGAUCAUCAAAAUCCCAAGAAUCUUAAGACUUUGGGAAUGACUUCAGCUAUAUCUAUGGCAGGUCCUAAACCCAUAGACAUUGAGAAAACAAACGAACUAAAGACGUGUCUAGUACCAUUUGGUGUAUUCGAAUCUGAAGAUGAGAUGCACCAUCGAAUGGAAGUACUGGGGUCAUUACAUAGUCUUGUACGUCAGUGGAUCAGGGAUGAAUCUCUGAGAAAGAACAUGCCACCGAGCGUUGCUGAGACUGUUGGGGGCAACAUAUAUACAUUUGGGUCUUACAGACUCGGGGUUCAUCACCGUGGGGCUGACAUAGAUGCCCUGUGUGUAGCGCCGCGUCAUAUCGACCGAUCGGACUACUUUACUUCCUUCUACGAGUUACUUAAGAAUCAGCCACAGGUAAAGGAUUUGAGGGCAGUGGAAGAUGCGUUUGUACCGGUAAUUAAGAUGAAUUUCGACGGUAUUGAAAUAGAUUUGCUGUUUGCGAGACUUGCCUUAAAGGAAAUUCCAGAUUCUUUUGAUCUUCGAGACGACAUGCUAUUGAAGAAUUUAGAUCAGAAAUGUGUCCGUUCACUUAAUGGAUGUAGAGUAACCGACGAAAUUUUACGACUGGUUCCAAAUAUCAAUAACUUCAGAUUGACAUUAAGGGCCAUUAAGUUGUGGGCUAAACGUCACGGCAUCUACUCCAACACCCUGGGCUACCUGGGUGGUGUGUCGUGGGCUAUGUUGGUAGCUCGGACGUGUCAACUAUAUCCCAACGCUCUACCUGCUACCCUAGUCCACAAGUUUUUCCUGGUCUUCAGCCAGUGGAAGUGGCCCCAGCCUGUUCUACUAAAGCAACCAGCAGCAGUGAACCUGGGGUUUCCUGUUUGGGACCCGCGGGUCAACGUGUCUGAUAGGUUCCACCUGAUGCCCAUUAUAACGCCGGCUUAUCCACAACAGAACUCCACUUUCAACGUCUCUGCCUCCACCAGGACCGUCAUCAUGGAAGAAUUUAGGCUGGGGUUGGCCAUCACAGAUGAGAUAAUGCUUGGCAAGUGUGGCUGGGAACGUCUCUUCGACGCACCCAACUUUUUCUCACGCUACCGACAUUUUAUUGUAUUGCUCGCCUCAUCUGGACAAGCGGCAGAUCAAUUGCAGUGGUGUGGCCUCAUCGAGAGCAAAAUACGUCACCUAAUAGCUACCCUUGAAAGAAACCAGCAUAUUACAAUAGCCCAUGUGAACCCAGAGUGUUACAACUCCGUUCCUCUCAGUACCAAUAAUGGCCAGCCUCUAGCUUUACCACCGGGUACUCCGGUACCAUCUGAGGUGGAGCUCAAUGAAAUUAAAAAGAAUGACAAAGGUGAAGUAGUAGCUAACGCGUGCGCGAUGUGGUUUAUUGGAUUAGUGUUUGACAAGACCAAUGUCAACAUUGACCUUACAUACGACAUCUCGUCUUUCACAAAGGCUGUUCAUUACCAAGCAGAGAACAGUAAUAUGCUACGCGAGGGAAUGACUAUUGAGGCGCGACAUGUACGUCGCAAGGAACUCCACCAAUACCUAUCAGCUCCGCUGUUGAAACGCGAACGGACGGCUUCUGGAGCUAAACGAAAGUUAGAGGCUCCGACUGCUAGACCACCUGGAAAGAAGAGUAAACGCCUCUCUGAAAGCAGCACGGAUGACGUCAGCUGCUUAUCGUACAACGAAGACUCAAACUCGUCAAAUAUAUACGAAGUGAACAUUCAGAAUGGCACCGCAUCGAACCAAAGCUCCCAGGAACAAGCGGAUAAAAACAAACCGGCUACAGACAAACAGAUUCCCUCAGAAAACCCAUCGACGUCUAAUAGUAUCGCGUGUACGUAGCAGUACGAGGAAUGGCGUCAAAGGUUCAUAUACGGAACCAGUAACGUCAAACUGAACAGAUUUAAACGCGCUUAAGACGCUUAGUGUUUAGUUAAGUGAGCCAUGAACAUGAGUGGCUAAAAACUCCAUCGGAGAAGUGAAGGUGUAUAGUGACAGUGGUAGUGCUCUAUGAAUUGACCGCGAGUGAUUUAACUAUAAACAGGAAAAAAACCUUAAGUCGUUUUCGUUUCGGUGCAGUAGCUUUAUGAAGCUGCCGUUUUACUAUUGGUAAGUGGGGAUGUAUGGGUUUCAAAUUUUAUUAUUAAAAUUAGACACAUUUAUAUUAUAGUAGUCAUGUUUUACAACGAAUACUUUUCAUUUAUUCAUUAGAUGUUACAUUGGACAGCGUCGCCGUUACGUAAGUUUAAUUACUUAGAAUAAAGAUAUUUGAAAACUAAAAAAAGUAGACAAAAAAAGGUAUAAUUAUAUAUUAUAGCUGUUGGAUAGUUUUAUAGUAUUUUAAGGUUCAUUAUUAGUUAUGUUCGUGAAUAUUAUUUCCUUGCAGGUCCCCGGGGGCACAUGGCUGACAUGUAAGUUGGUUUAAAAAUUAGAUUAGGACGAUGUAUUGGCGUUAGCGAGGGGACUAUUUCAACUUUUAACUAGAAUAUGAGAAAUUGUUAUAUGCAUUUACAUGGAUGUUAUAUAUUUCUUAAAUAGAUGGUUUAUUGUCAGACUUUAUAGUUGACAAGUUUAGAUUCGAUGUUGUCGGAACUUCUAAAUAAUAUUACGACGGAUCAUCGCUAAGAAUAUAUUAACGAAUGAGUAAUAAAUAGUUUUCUUGCAAACGCCACUGUAGUACAAAGUGGAAGAUAUUGUGUUUCAUAUACCAUUUUUAACGAUUCUUUAACCUUGUGUUUUUAUGUUAUAUUAAAUUUCAUGUCUGAUAUAUGAUAAAAAAGUUCUUCUACUUGAUGAUUUGUUCACACUAUUCCAAAACUGUACCAUUCUCUUUCAUCAAAAGUUAUUUGCAUUGUUCUUCUUGGUAUUUUUCUUAUUUGAUAUGAGAGAUGUAAUAUGUAUAAAUAUUUUUGACUAAUGUAACUUCAAGUAUGAAAAUUUAAAAAAAAUAUUGAUUAUAUUUCUAUUUUGAUAAAUUCUUGAAACUAGGACUAUAGUUAACCCUUUAACCGCCAUGUCAUAAUUCGCGUGAAGUGCCUGUAGCGCCAGCAACAUUUAGGUACAAUUUUGCAUAGUGUUGUAAAGUAACUUAUCGAUAAACAAAGUAAUGAAAUAAAUAAAAAUUACAAAAUUUUAAUCAAAGGUUUAAUUUCUUUAUUAAGUAUAGUACCGCACAUAAAUUAAUCUUCAAACAUGCGUUAAUCAAUCUUUAAACAUACUUAAUCAGUCUUGAUUGUUAUUUCUUCAUAAAAAAAUUAAUACUCUGGAGAUGGACACGGGCUGUCUCUUGAUUUUGUGUUAAUUUUCGUUGUCUUUUGCCCGAGCAUUACGUAUUAAAAUGAUAUUCGUUUCUCACUGCACAAUAAAUUUAAAUAAAACAAUUUAAUAAAA
Melitaea cinxia (Glanville fritillary) is the source of this 3525-nucleotide messenger RNA. It is a transcript of the gene hrg, whose product is annotated as poly(A) polymerase type 3. The transcript is spliced from 12 exons. The record is from RefSeq and is a predicted model, not a curated record. NCBI's taxonomy places the organism in Eukaryota, Metazoa, Arthropoda, Insecta, Lepidoptera, Nymphalidae. The coding region runs from base 76 to 1977 and encodes 633 amino acids. Gene Ontology annotation, molecular function: RNA binding; poly(A) RNA polymerase activity. Gene Ontology annotation, cellular component: nucleus.